Molecule: messenger RNA, 6968 nt
Organism: Ceratina calcarata
Lineage: Eukaryota; Metazoa; Arthropoda; Insecta; Hymenoptera; Apidae
Exons: 10
Coding region: 171-3953 (1260 amino acids)
Source: RefSeq, a predicted model, not a curated record
AUCGUCAGUAAGCGGUCGACCGUCACGCGGAAACGUUCGUGUGAGAUUUUGCGUCUCUCUGAUCGCGUUUAUCAAUUUGUACUGUUCACUUGUGCGCGCGUUUCACGUUACUUCUUUUCGUUCUCGUCGUGGAGAUGAAGUGACCGAUCGUCCCCCGAGAGAACAGAAGCAUGGAUCGGCGCGGUGCCUUCUUCAUUUCCAUCGCUUGCAUUCUGAUCGCCCUCGCCGUCGCCUCGGAGCCGGGGACCGGGCGGAACGGAGGUAAGAGGGAGCUUCCCGAAACACAGUACCGCUCGAGUAACCCCCUUUUUCCUCUGGAACACCCUUUGGACUCGCUCGCGCUUUCCAGAAGUUCUCAAGAGGCAUCGUUACCAGCCACGAGGGUCGGCGCGAACGCAACAGGGUCGGAAGUGGACGAUGGGUCGCGGGGUCAGCAGGAACGCGUCGAGCCGUCCGAGAACGUGCAGACGGAGGAGGAUUACGAGGGCGGGGACGAGUACGAGGACGAGUUGAAGGCCGUGGCCGAGUCGCACGAGGCGAUGUCGAAGGACGAUACUAGGAACUCGAACGCGUCGACGGCGUCGAGCACCGGAGUGCGAGACGGGACGUCCGUCGGCACGCAAAACUUCGACUCCCGCGAGGUGAUCACCGCGAACAGUUCAGACGAGGACGUCGCGUCCAACGAAGCGAUCACCGACGAGCUCGUCGAUAAAUACGACCAAGAGGUGGCGGAGUUGGUGAAGUACAAAAAGGAACGGAGCCACGGAGAGUCGAAUGGCCGUACGAAAACGAAGCGGGUGCCCACGGUGAAGAAGGAACUGAGCACGCAGAAGGAAAUUCUGAUAGGUAGCAAUGAGACCCAGGUGCCGAAGAAGAAUCUGAUACCACCGGAAGACCCGGUGAAUCGACUCGGCGAAGAAACCGAGGCGAUCCGGCGAAGAAAUGCUGAGAACGGGCCGGUAGGACUGGAAGAUCCGGCGUACUCGGAGGAGGGCGAGAUCGUUGAGAACAAUCGAAACUCGGAGGAGAGGCCGAAGAAGUUGGACAAGAGGCAAGAAACGGUCCUAAAGGAUCUGAAAUCCUAUUUGCUGACAGAAUACGCGACGGAGGAGGAGCAGCGGGAAAAGCUCCGCGAGCUGGAGGCUCAAGAAGACGUCCUCGCGAAGAACUUGUUGAAACUGUUGGUGAACCUAGCCGAGAAUCCGAAUCGAUGGGAGCGCGUGCAGAAAUUGCUCGUGAACGCGGAAAACGAGCUGAAACUGUCGAGGAACGGUUUGGAUCCGGGUAAACGGAGUUACGAGCCUGCGUCCACUCUGUUCCCGAGCACCACGGAAUUCUCGAAGGAUUCGAGGAAGUCCCGGAAGAAGCUGAAGAAGAAGAAGAAGGCCAAGCAUCGUUUCACCACGACGACAUUGACUCCCGUGCCGGCGACGCCGCCUCUGUUGACUACCACUGAAACGCCGUGGCAAACGACGCCCGUUCAACGCUUGAUCGUCCCGCUUUGGUGGUGGGGUCGAGAUUCGCCCGAGGGAACGGAAAAGGCCGCGGGCUACUCCGUUACGCAAAACCGGAGGAGCUUGCCCUCCAUCAGGGAGCUGAUCGAACAAAACAAGUCCAGGCCCUUCUCCGACGAUAGGAAACCAAUACUGCCGGACGAAGUUGGCGAACUCGGCAAUCAGAGGUUGCCGCGGUUUGGCAAGAUCGGGACUCGUGAGCCAGGUCACGUUCAGCCCCACAGGGAGUUCGCGAACGCGUACGAUGGACUAGACCCAGAACGAAUGUCGGAUUACGACGUAGAGGAAGCAUACCAUUCAUUGAGAUAUCCUCAAUCCCGAGACUAUUUACGAAGACGCGACGAAGAAUACCCAAUCGAUUUUAACGUACAGGCCGAUAGAUUUCGUCAAGAAUACGAACCGUCUCGCGACUACGAACUAAGCAGGAGUUGGCCAGAUCUCUCGUACAGGUACGAUUCACCGUGGAGAACGGAAGAGAGACUGUUACCUAUAGAUUGGCCUUGGAGGCAGUCUUCGGACGAGGGUAAAUAUUGGCCUCAGCGGGGCUAUCUACCCGUUGAGAAAAAUUACUGGUCGAACAACGAGGAAGACGCGGAACAGGAAGAAGCUCGGAAGAUGUGGCAACAGCAACGGGUCCAAUAUUGGAAAGACAAAUCGAACUGGUCAGCGGAGAGAGGUUCGAAAGCUCCGACCUGGCAGCAAGGGGAAAGGCCCGUGAAAUUGUACGAUCGGGAACAAGCGAGCGGGAAUUGGGAUAAGGGUAAAAACCGUUCGGAACUGAAUAAGUCGUCGACGAAACCGGAGAACAAGGAGAAGGUCGUGCUACCACAGAUCACGAUGAAAACUUGGAACAGCCUGACCUCCGACCCGGCUACGUGGCCUCACAAGCUACCAGGAGCGAAACCGUGGCCGAAAGACGAAAACGGAAAGUCGUACAACCCGAACGCGGACCUGGUGAAGAAGUUGGGUCUCGACAAACAGAACAACGGUCGUUCGAAGGAGCAGAGCGAAAAGGCGAGCGACGAGAGAAAGUCGAAGGACGAGAAACAAAGCAGAGUGUUCGCGUCAAAGGAAUCCGUGAAGGAAGAAGAGCUGCCUUUGGCGGAGACUUCGAAGUACAAAUCGAACGACGAUAGGAGCAACUUUAGUGAUUACAAGACGAGGGAGUCAAAACCUUGGUCGAUCGUCUCGGAGCCGAAAGGUUCCAAGGAGUGGAAAACGGAGAGCAUGCAAGGUGACGACGCGAGUGCCUGGAGGCGAAAGUACGAAGGGAAGAACCCGUGGACCAACGAAGAAGCUGCCUUGCCUAAGAUACAAUCGGUGGGUGCGUGGGUGAUGGCAGCUGACCAAUCUACCUGGAAGCCUUACCACAUCAAACCGAUGGACUCCACUGACGAAACUGUUUCUCGAAGAUGGUCGAAACCGAUCGAUAGAUCGAACACCGACGGGAAAUGGUUGAGCAAGGGAUCAUGGCCGGAGAAAGUGAACGAUUCUUGGAUGGAUCAAUCGGACACGGGUCUCUGGCCUGAGAAGACCGAGUUCUGGCCCGAGAAAUCUAACAAACCAGGCUCGUGGUUUCCGAAAACGAAAUCGGGCAACUCCAACUGGAAAGCGAAAGAAGGAUGGUUACCGAAACCAGAAUCCUCUUCGUGGAUAUCGAAAGAAGAUAGCAGUUGGGCCACGAGAAUCGGUCCUUGGUCGACGAAAUCGAACGAGUCGUGGACGUCCAAGGACGAGGCAGCCAAAGAUUCCUGGUCGGUGAAGAUGAAAGAAGACGAGGGAGACUCUUGGUCCAGAAAAUCGAACGAUCAAGGCGGAUGGAGUUCGAAGGGCAAUGACCUGUCCCCGUGGCAGCAGAAGAUUAACGACGAGUGGACUUACGGAAAAGCGAGUUCGACCGGUGCGUGGCCAGCGAAAUGGAAGCAAUUCGCGUACCAUAGGGUGACGGCCAUGCCGAUCUCUAAACCGGGGACCACGGCUGACGCAGCCGCUUCCAAGCCGAAGAACAACGCUUUUGUCGCGGUCUCCGCGGUCUCCUCGCCGAAAUACACGGGAACCGAGUGGAGGAAGAACGACGAGGACGCGAGGAACGAGAACGGUCGCGUGGACGAGCAAGAGCGCGGGGUGAAUCAAUUCCAGGUGGGCUUAGAGCGACCGAUCUACGCGUGGAAGAAGGAUCCCGGUACUUUACGGGAUGCCGCGGCGAAGAGCAACGGUAGCGACCCGCUAGAGAACCAGCUGGAGGCACUCAGGCAAAUUGACUUCUGGUCCUACAAAGAGAACGAGGCCGAGAAGAGAUUGACUUCGACGAGCGCUACCAUGGAGACAACGUCGGUACCGAGCAACUCCACGUCACCGACGGCGCACCGACGGGGUAUCCUGCCGGCAGGGAAUGACAGCGGGGUGCUCGAGAAUCGGCGGACGAUAUCGAUGAAAUAGGUCGAAGGUUUAUCGUAGAUCCUUGAUCUCGCCCGAUGUGUACCGGUCUGUUCAGUCGACAAUAGGCUACGCGAAGUCUCUGAGCAAGUUCCAACGACUCUCUGGCCCCCUGCCAAGGUGCACCGACAGCCCGUUACUUCGACUUAGAAUUUAAUCGAUGUCACACCAAUGGAAUAUCUUCUUGCCUUUGACCAAACUAACAGAGAAACGUCAUUUGUACCAGCGAAUUCGUUCCAUUUUCUUGUCCCUGCUGUUUCGUCCCUUAUCGUUUUUAAUAGUCGUUCAAAAGGCGAACUCGUGCCGCAUCGCGCGGAGCGCUCGUGCCAUAUUUGUCAACUUGUACGUGGGCGUGUUUAUAAGAAUCGACAGUCCCCGGAAAUAAAAGAAUAAUAGAAAAUCCUUCUUCCUACAUUCCUUUUUAUAUACGUUGCGAACUUGUAUUUCUCUUUGUACAACAGCGACGGACUUCAAAGCUUUCUUCCGAUGAUCAUCGACCACUGGAUGUCACACGAAUCUAAGAGAUGGUCCUCGAGUUUCUCAACUUCAUGUACACCGACAGACCACAAAGUAUUUUCAAUCUUUCUUCUUUUUCCCGUUAUUUAACCUGAAUUUCCGAAAGAAAUUUUGCCUCGCAAGCCCCUCUCGAAUUUUUAUUUCGACCUUUUGAAACCUCGCUUGGCAAAGGAAUAAAUUCUACGGUUCGAGGACGGAGUGCAAAAAGAGAAAGCUUUCCUGAAAGCCUCCUUUCUUUUCCUUUUCCGCAGGAUCCCCACGUGAAGUCCCGACACUGCGAACUCGGGUCAAAACUCAAGCCUCAAAUUUCGCAGCUGCUUUUAUUCCGGGUAACUGGAAUUUUUUGUAUAACCACGUUCGCCCGUAUCUAGUCGUAAAAAUUCGUGCGAAACUGUUCUAGUCUAAUGUACGUGAAUCGAUUACGCUUGUCAUUGACAACGUUCAAGCUUGUUGGAAGUUGUUGGAAGGAUGUAUUGUAAAUUGAACGGUGUACCGGCCGAGGGGCUAACAUAAAAAGAGCUUGUACGCUUUCGCAAACCAUGGGAAAAACAAAAACCUUAUAACUUCGCUGCGCAGAGAGUUUAGUAGGAAAUCGAGCGAAUAUUUUUUCUACGGGAUUGAAAAAUUGUCGGUCGCGGCCUAAACGCCGUUCAACUCUAGGAAACUGUUCAACCCUACGAGUGCCCUUAACGCAUCACACGUUGAUUCCUCUUGUCUGUUGUAAAGACGCAAACAAAUAAAUGAAUCGAUUACAAAAUGAUUGUGACCUUAAACGAUGUACCAGGGAUGGGGAACCUCUUCCACACGAAAGGCCGUAUCGUUCGAACCACUGUUUUCGGGGUAGUACAUGCUAAUUUAUUUUUACAAUAGUAAAUCCAUCUAAAUUUUAUAUCGGCACAAAAUUUAAAAUAUAUAAUUAUAAAUUUUUAUUGAAAUUAACUUCUUUUAAUAAAAAAAAAAUCUUUAGCGAUGUCGUCUUCUUUCAACUCGAUUAAUUCUAUAGUGACAGAAAAUUUUUACAAAGAUAAAUAAGGCCGCAGGUUCCCGAUACAUACCUUUCACGAUCGAUCGAGGGCUAACAUUAUAACUUUAUUUUAUUUGGUAGCACGAUAUUCGAUGCCACUUGUUCGUACAUCUAGUAACGCAGCAGGCAAGAAGAAUCCAUGACAAUAUAUUUGACAAGUGGCAUUAGAAAAGCGAGUGAAGGGAAGUAGCAACCAGAACCGAAGUCGUCGUACUCGAGGGACAAGACAGCUGAAUCAAAUCUGCUGUUAGGAUAAAAAAAAUCGUUAUUGAAUCUCGGUUAAAAAAAAAUCGAUGAUUUUCGACCCUCUACGUCCAUUCGGCCACGCGAACGCGACCAGUUUCAAUUGAAUAAUUUUCUCGUUAACUCGAAAACAGGGUAGCGGUGAUUCAGAGAGGGAAGUCGGCACGUUUGCCCGGUGAUAACGUCGUAAGAAUUUCAAAGCGAUACUAUAUUUGUACGGAAUGAGAUGCGAUCUCGGUGGAGGUAAAUUUCUUACGCGUAGCGUUAGAACGUCGCCUUCGAUUUACAUAUCAUUUGUAUUGAAUUUCAUUUAACGUCGGCUCGCUGAACAACGAGGGAAAAAAAGGAACACCGAGCUGUUGGACCGUAGAGGGUGGGCCUCGCGUAUCGAUUGGCAAGAGGGACGAACGAACGGAGCAAGUUAACCGUGAUAUAUUACGUCGCGUGAAAUAAUAAUUCUUGCGAUUAGAAGCACUGAUAUGUACAUAAAAUGCGUUCGGUUCAUUCUUCUUGAAGAGAAAACGGAGGGACCUUUUAUCUAGAACUUCGUCCCGGAUCGAUCGAGAAAUCGCGUGAGCUGUUUUCUAACGAAAACUCUCCGAGAAGAAAAAUUUAGAUGAUCGAUUUACGAACUGCGGUUGAAAUUUCGAUCGAAUCUCGUCGAUUCGUUGAAAGCACUUUAGGAAUGAAUAUUGUAAAUAUCACUAAGGGACUCGUGUCUUAUUUCUAACUCGUUCCGAUUUGCAAGUAAGGAAAGAGAACAGACGCGAAUUAAACAAUAAUAAUCAGGCUAAACUUCUAAGCUUUGGUCGACUCGUUCGUGCUGACUAAUUAGUCAAAAUAUGGCUAUUUUCAAGACGUCCUGAACUUAGUUGAAAACAAGAAUGUGGAACCAAGAGGAACGGGAACUCGGUUCGAAUAGAAGGUUGAAACAAGCAGAAUUAUGCUACAUGGUAUGAACCCGAAGAGUGGAGCUGGUGCGACGGAAAGUUAGGAGAGUAUGGAUACGCACAUACACGUACACAUACACGCGCGCAUACACAGUUGUACGCACACGACAGAGAGGAAUAAAAGGGAUGUCGUAAGGGUACGCUGAUAUAUCUCCUCGAAUUUUCAGAGAAUUCACGGAAAAAAUUCAUGUACCUUUAUAGGACCCUCUGUAUCUACCCAUACGUACGUAGGAUAUAUCGAUUUAAGGAAAAUGAGAGAAAUAAAUGUCGUACGUUGUAUAUUUA